Molecule: messenger RNA, 4520 nt
Organism: Pogonomyrmex barbatus (red harvester ant)
Lineage: Eukaryota; Metazoa; Arthropoda; Insecta; Hymenoptera; Formicidae
Gene: milt
Product: trafficking kinesin-binding protein milt
Biological process (GO): protein targeting; mitochondrion distribution; vesicle transport along microtubule
Cellular component (GO): cytoplasmic vesicle; mitochondrion
Molecular function (GO): myosin binding
Source: RefSeq, a predicted model, not a curated record
AAGCGUUUUCCAACAAGAUUGUACUGCGUUAUCAGCCAGUAUUCGUAGAUAAGGGGCGCACUCAUAUUGCUCUUAUGUAUCGGCGCGAUCCUGCAGAACUGAUCAAGUUAUCCGAGCGAAGGAUCGAAUUCGCCUUGUCGCGUUUGCGGUUUUUUUACGCUUCGCCGUGUUCGCACAUAUCUCACGUUCGCGCGAGUUGCAGAUUCGACAAUUGCGGCCAUCAGUUGCUUAUCUCUUCGCGAGUCAUUCCCUCGCGGCGUCGCGAAAUUUUGAUGUUUAAAUUACGUCAGCGGUACAGUCGGAGGUGCUUCGCACGUGUCGACUAGUGCUCUUCGUUAUCGCCGAGAGAGUUGACAAGGAAGACCCUAAACUCUGUUUGCCGAAACACGAUAAGCGCUCUUCUGCAUUUCCCUCUUUGUUUAUUUCUCGCGCUGCGACAUCGCGCUGCGGAUGCUGCUGCGAGGAAUCGCGUUCGCGGAGGCGCGCCGCAAUUCGGCGCGGCGUGUCUUCAAGAACCGCGACAAUAAGACGCAGGGCAACGGGUGCGAGAGAGACGCCGCAUCGUCGGAUUUCUCCCACGAUGGAUCCCUGGCGCGACACGUGCGCACGACGAUGAUGACUUAUCAGCCCGCGGAGGAAUCCCUGUCUCCUGCUUUCCUAAUCCCUUUCGAAAGCGAGGCGAUAUCGCUUGUCGCCACAGCGUCCAAGCUGGCCACCGUGGAAGAUGUGGGUCCAAAGCGGCCCGAAGGCCCCAUCCGACCAUCCGCCGCCUCCCUAAAGGUCUCACCCACGGCAAGGGCGACUCUCCAAGCGUUAAGGUCGUCGAAGAGCAAGCUAGUUACUACUCCCGUUAGUACCCGCGACGCUGAGACCAUCACGGAUGUGUGCAGUGGCGAGGAGCUGCCAGAAGUCGAGAUAAUCAGCCUGCUGGAGGAGCAAAUACCGAGAUACCGUCUCCGAGCCGACACCUUAACGCAGUUCCAAGGAUACGAAAACGCCGAUUGGUUCAUUCCGGCGCCUGUUCUCAAGUCGGAGGACGUUGAUUUGAAAUUAUCGCCGGACCAGAUCCGGGAGACUCUUAACUACUUCAUCUUAUGUAGCAACCGGGUGAGCCAAAUGACCAAGACCUAUAAUGACAUAGAGGCAGUUACAAGGCUUCUGGAGGAGAAAGAAAAGGACUUGGAGCUGACAGCGCGCAUCGGCAAGGAAUUGUUAGCACACAAUCAGAAGCUCGAAACCACAGUAAAUGCCUUAGAAACUGAACUCAAAGAAGCGAACGAGAAGAUCACCCAGUUGAAUCAUGAGGUGCUGAAAAAGACCGAAUUGAUACAAAUACUGACAAAUGAUGUGGACGAAUCUAGCUCAGAGGCCGGGACUCCCACCGGCCUGCGCGGUAUUAAUCUGGAGCUGUUACAGAGAAAGGUUACUUCUUUGGAAGACGAGAAUAAGCAACUCCGCAGCGAGUUCGCAAAACUGAUGCACGAUGCCGAUAAUUCCGAAGAACAGGAGGCACGUCUUGUAAAAGAUAUCGCAGCACAAUUAGCAAACGCCAACAUGGAAGUGGACGGCAUAGCGGAGGAACUCGGUCGGCAGAAGGAUGAGAAUCGACUGCAACAUGAGCAGAUAAUUAGUUUAACUGCGAAAUUAGCUGAGACCGAGCUUAGGCUCGCUCAGCUUAUGGCAGAGCACGAUGAAGUGGGAGCGACUCUAGUCAUAACUAGGGAUAAUCAAAAUACACUUGCCGCUGAAUUAGCUGAAUUCAAAGAGCGAUAUGCGGAGGUAGUAAACUUACUAGCCGAAACACAAGAACAAUUACGGAAACAGAGGAAACGUGGAAUGCCAACUGUACGCGGUGGAUCAUUAUUCCCAUCGAUGGGUGCAGCGCCUCAACCGGAUUCUAUUGCUUCAGAAUUGGAAUCGUCCUUUUAUUCGGAAUUAAGUUUCGACUCUGGAAUCGGUACAACAGACAGAAUGCCAUCCUACAAGAAAGUGUUUGAGACUGUUCGCAGUUCAUCUCGAAUAUACGCGGGAAUGGAUCCAAACCAGUUCCCUAGGAUAAGUUCCAUGACGACGUCGACGUUAUCUAGCAAUUCUGUUGGCCCGCGGAUGAGUUGUGGACAAGUGCGACCGCAGACAUCUACAUUUCCCAGUUUAGAUUCGGGUCACAGCGAGAGUGAAGGAACCUUCCUCAACGAAUCGGAAGAUUAUCCAGGGCCGCAACGCACAGGAGUACCUGGUGCUCCUGGAGCUGCUGAUCUAGAAGCAGCUCUGCGCCGUUUAACGCCAACGGAAGUAUUAGCGAGGCGUGCGUGUCUUAGUAUAGGUGCCGGUUACAGUUACGAUUACGACGGUGGCAUUUUACAUUCCCCGCCAACCUUCUUGCCCUUCGAUUGUCGCACUCCAGAUAGUAUCAUGUCAACUGGCAGUAGUGGUAAUCUGAGUGGUUUUAGCGGCAAUAGCGGAAAUGCUUGGCGUAUCCCGCAGAAAUUACAGAUAGUUAAGCCAAUGGAAGGUUCCCAAACGUUGCAUCAUUGGUCGCGAUUGGCGACGCCAACCCUAGGUGGACUACUGGAAGACAGACCAGGCGUGAAGACCAGAGGUGGUCGUGCUCUCGAAGAUCUUGGCCUCAUAACAUUCGCGUUGAGUGAUUUGGAGGAAGAUGAGGAAUACACUAAUCCUGGCAAACCAUUCCAAGAUACCGGCUCCAUUUACACCUUUACCAAUAGCACUGUGAUGCAUCCAGAUGAUCAUACCACCAACAGUGUAACGCCGAGCAUCGUUAGCAGUCGUGUCGCCACAGCACCCAACAGCGGUAUGAACUCCGGUAUGAGUACUCCUCGCACACACAGCCGUCGCAAUUCAACAUCAACGUUCUCCACCACGCUUGGAUUGGCCAAGAUGUUAAAUGAGAGAGGGAUCAAAGCCGUUACGCCCUCGUGCAUAGGCACACCUACCGACGAACAAAAUUUCUCACCAACUGCCACACCGUGCAAUAGUCCAGACGCGAGUCUGUCACCUAGAUCAUCGUCGCCACCACCGGAAAGUGGCGCCUCACUUACAUUAGGAUUACUCAGUACCGGAGCGGAAUUGUUGAGGCGUACUUUCAGUUACGAACCGCCGCCAGUGUCGGUGCAGUCCAAAAAAAAGAGACCAAAGUCGACGAUUUCACGCUCCGACAAGAAAGCUCUUACAGGGAUACGUCUAGUGGAAAAAUUGGAGAGGAUUGGUAUUGAUACGAUCAUGGCUACCACAGUUAAUUCGUCGAUUUCGCCAUUAGCUCUACAGGGUGCUCUGUACACGCGUCGUUUGACUGGAAGUCCAAUGGCACAAUUAACUUUUCUCAAAACUUCGAUGUCCUCCAGUACCAGCCAAGAAAAAUUGAUAUCUCCCUCAUCUUCAACAUCCUCCACUAGUGACGAGUUAUUAUUAAGUAAAUCGUCAUCAUUGCCGGACAAACGGAAUGGUAGUAAAGAGCGCGAACUAAAUAAGUUCGAUUCUAACGCAUUUAGUUCGAAAACAGCGGGUCAGUCGCCAGAUCGACAACGACGAUCGGGUGCUAAAGCGACAAGGCCUGAUUUGGGACGAGUUAAGCCGCCAGUUUCAACGCCUGUUACUAAAGAAUCCAAACAGUCAGCAUUAGGAGCGAUAAGCUCGCUUCUUUUUGGUCGUAAAGGCGGGUUGUUGUGAAUACUUUAUAGUAUCUAGUAAUGCGAUAGAAGAUGGAUUAAUUAAUUCCACAGAAUUAUUUUUUAAUGUAUUUGCAUAAUGUAAUGCAGAGAAAGCUCAUUUUUUUAUUACCUGAAAAUUAUUCAUGCAUUAUUAUUUGAGUACACGAUAUGCUACUGACGUCAGUAUUAUUAAUCAUCUACACUUUAAUGCAAUCACUAAUUCGCAGUUUCCGAAUCCAAUAUGGUGAAUCGUUAUAAAGACAAAAGCUUUAAAUGGUAAAGGCAUUAAUAAAAUAUACGCAUCAGGAUGUUAAAUACUCUGUACAAUAAAUCGUAUUUUAAGUUUUUAUAUUAUUUUCAUCUUAAAGAUGAAUUAAAAGUGAGAUAAACAAAGCGGCGAAUACUUUGUACAGUGAGCAUGAAAUCAUUAUAUUUUAUCAUUAUAUAUUUUAAAUUCGAUUUUAAAAUUUAUAAUGAAUUAAAAACAGGAUAUGUACAAAAAGCUGGAUUUUUUGAUAGUUUGUGAUAUAUGAGGGAAAAUCUGUGAAUUAUUAGCUCAAAUAAAGACAAAAAUUUAUUUUAACUUAUGAUCGUAUUAAGAUCUUCGACUAUGUAUCUAUGGAUUGCUAAUUGUGGUAUAUUUGGGAAUGUAAACAUUGAAGUCAUAAUUAGUCAUAAUUAGACCUGUGUAUACAUAUUUCAUGAGAUUUCUUAAGUUAGAAUUGCAUAUAAAAAUUAAUAUAAAUGUCUAUCCUUGAUCUCUUAAUUAAUACAUUUGUUCUUUAUUUUUUCAAAGAUAAAAGAGAUCAACAUCUAAGUAUCUAAAUAUCUAAGUAUCGUUUUAUAAAAAAU